GUUUCUAUUGGUGCAAACUUUUUUAUAGUUAUGGAGUUUGUGGAGUAUAUCAAAUCACCAAAAAUCGACAAGGUUUCUCUACGGCGCAGAGGGCAGGCGUACCUCGAAGGAACGCUGUGUGUCACCGGCCAUCACUUGAUCUUUUCUUCCAGAACGGACCACAAGGAUGAGCUCAUUGUGAGUAGUGUGAUUAUAUUAAUUUAUUGUUUUGUGUCAUUUCUUUUCUAUAUCUUAAUGUUGACAACGUAAUUACAGACAGCCCUUACACGCCCGUUCGGUCUGCCUAUUCAUUGGAAAUGGAUGACGUGUAAAUAUUAAUUCAUUAGUUGUGUAAACAAAACAAUGUACUAUGCCCUGGUGGCUUUCAGGGUAGUGGGGUUGACUAGUCUGUCAGCCCGUCAAUAGACCAGUUUCAAUAUAUUAAAGUUUUCGUUUGGCUUUGAUACUAGGGGUAAUAAAACAAAAGAAAUGAAUCUUUAAAAAAAUAAUUUUAAAUGAAUUGAAAAUUAAAGCUAUUUCUUUUCUUUAUUCCCUCAAACCUUAGAGUCAGAUAUGAAUUUUAAUAUAUUAUUUGAAAUAAAAUUGGUUCAUCAGGACAACUAAACAUGACCUAAACAGGUCCCAGUUUUCUACUAAGAAGUAAACUGCCCCAGAAGUAGAACUAACAAAAACAGUGUGCACACAGGGACCUGUUGCCCACUUUUGUGCCUGAGUACAUUGGUCCUGACCUUGUACUUCCAAGGGCACCAGCACCGUGCCCAAAUUCUGGGAUGGGUAUUUUAAAAAAUUGUGUAUUUACAUUAGAGCCCAGUGAGUAUCAUACUCGGGCAUCAAGUGCGAAUACUGCCUUAGUAAACAUGAUUAGUUAACAAUAAUUGUUGAAUAAUUAUUAUUCCAUGAGCAUGCAUUGGAAAUGAAUUGGCUAUAAUCAUCUCAUAUCCAACAUGUCCAAGUGCGAGUGGAAUAAUUGUUUUAUUAAAAACACUAACAGGCAGCACUAUUACACUGUUACUUUUAUUAAUUUGUAAAGAGGAACCGAAAAGCACAAAGGCCUUCCGUUUUUCACGUGUCACACAUUUGUGUUCGCGUGCUGUUCUAGCUGAAAGACUAAAAAAACUAAAUUCAUAGAUCAGGAUUCUUGCCAGUUUACUGUGCCCGACAACUAAAACUACUGCUGAUAAAAUACUGCUGUUUAGAAUUUUACCGCCAAAGUUGUUGUGAAUUUAAAUGAUGAUGCAUUACAAAAGUUAAACUGCAGAAGAAAAAGAUUCCGUCGAUUGCCAUGUACAACACUUGUGAAAAGCGUGACAUUUGUUUGAAGUCACCACGCCGGUUUUGCUGAAUGAGAACAGAUGCUACUGGUAACUUUAUAGGUGUGGUGGAUAGCUUAGUGGCCUUUGGUUGCAUCUGUUAGCUAGAGUCAGAUCUUUUCAGCCAAACAAGUUGCAUAAUUAUGUAUUUUGCUGAUUUCGGCGAGUGGCUUUGUGAUCGUGAAGAAAUGUACACGUUCUUGUUAGUUGAGAUAAUUUCAUGCCAUGCUUUUUAAUUUUGUGGCUGUCUAUGUUUUCCAAGGGUUGCAUUCUAUAGCAGGUUUUAAAAAUAUCUUAUAUCUAUGCCACAAAUGACUUCCUUCAGUGUUUGUAUCCACCGCGAGAAAAAACAUACAAACUGAAAAAGUCUUUUGCUGGCGCAAGGAUGCUUUCAUUUACCAUAUAUGGUCACAGCAUGGUUAUGAGCUGAUAAUCCUGCUCCGUUGGGUGAAUCAGAAUGCAGGAAAUGCAGUAACGAUCGUCCAGUGUAUAAUAAUACUUAUUAUCAUGCCAUUUAAAAGAAGAGUUGUCUUACUAAAGUAUGUUAUUCACAGCUCUUGCACUCAGCAGUGGAACAUGUUGAGAAGAAAGCAAGAGGUCAAGAAGGGAUACUCACACUUUUUUGUAAGAACUUUGACUUGGUGAAACUAAAGUUCAACAGCAUUGAAGAAGCACUGAAUGUAGCAUCAUCGGUUGAAGUUCUGUCAACCAUUGGUAAGAAAAAAAGCCAUUAUUAUUAUUAUAAUAAUAACUUACAUUAUUAUCCAUUCAAAAUAUUUCUCCAUUUCUGAUUGGCUAAAAUCAUAUACAUAAUUUAUCAUAACCAGGUUCUGUCUACUAAAUUUGCACUUGAAAAUUUCUACAAUAUGUGAAAAGUGAUGUCAAUUGUGCAGGAAAAUUACCAGAUUAUUGAACAGUUAACUGAGAAGUAUGUUUUAGCUUGCUUUUAAACUAGGAAUUAUUUUGAAUGAAUAAUGAAACAAUUAUUGAAUUCGGUUUUCGUGUCAUCUGAAAAAUUAUGGAGAUUUUGGAGGAUGUUAUCUGCCGAGGCCAAGUCGGCCUCAUGUCCUUCAUUCUUCAGAUGAUAGUCAGCCUUAUUCAAUAAUGUUAUUGCUAAAUAUUACAUUCUAGUUCUUUUUUUCACAUUAUCCUUAGUCAGCAUGUUUAAUGUAGUUUUUGUUUGUAUGUUUCUUUUAUCAAAGUGAUUUCUUUUUUUUUUACUUAGGAAACACAAACUUGAGGUAUCCUUUCUUCUAUCGUCAUCUGAAACCUCUUGAAGAAGAUGGGUGGGACUUGUUUAGUUUAGAAAUGGAAUUCUCUCAUUUGUGCUCUUUAACUCAACAAUGGAGAAUAAGCCAUGCCAAUAGUAAUUAUGAGGUACAUUUCUAAUAUAUUAUUGCAACAGACUGAGUGUUUUCAUAUCAACAUUAUCAUUUUCAUCACCAUCAUCGUCAUCACCAUCAUCAUCCUAAUCAUCAUUGUUCUAUUGAUUCUAUUGAUCAUCAUCAUCAUCAUGUAAUCAUCAUUAUCAUUGUUCUAUUGAUUAUUGUUCAGCUACAAUUGUGACUCCAGAAUAUAUGACUGAGGUUCAGCUUUGUGUCCCAUGAUGAUGUGAUUUCUUACAUUACAUUUGUAGAUCGUAUACAAUAAGGAAGGCAUGGUUGAAAUUUUCAAAAACUCAUAACUACAACUUGCAUUAUCCUUGAAUGUCUUUCAAGCCAAAUAAUGCCUGGUCUUAAUUUUGUUACUAACUUAAUUAGUUAACAGCUAGCUAUAGUUUGCUUCUAUUUUAUUUUAUAAUGAAUGUAAUAUUAGUUGAAGGAAAUAUUUUUUUUAAUGUUAGGUUACCUGUCCACCUACUAAUAAAUUAGCAAUUGUUGCUGCAAAGAAAAGGGUAAAAACUAUAGCCUCACCCUCUCCACCAUUAUAUUUCUAAGAGUGAAGUUUUUUUCUUUUUUGUGUUUAGCUAUGUCCCAGCUAUCCAGCCAGUGUUAUAGUACCAGUUAAAAUUUCUGAUGAUACAUUAAAAGCAUCAGCACAGUUCAGACAAUUUGGCAGGUUUCCUAUUUUAAGCUACUAUCACAAGAAAAAUGGGGUAAGAAUUAAUAUUUUAAUAAUAAUUGUUAUUAAUGCAAUAUCAUCCUUUACAAUCAAAAACUAUUGAGAGUGAUUUUUAGAAUAAUAGUUACAGAUUAAAAUCAUUCUUGAUAGUCUCUUAUUAAGGACAGUAAGGGGUUGCAUGUAGCUGUAUUCCUUUGCUGCUUGUGUUGAAGUAUGUUGGACUGUCUGCUGAACAAGAAAUAUUUCUAUUGAAUGUAUUACUGAUAUACCAUCAUAUCCUAUUUCUUUCCAAGUAAUACUGGUAUUUUAUAGGUGAAAACUUGAAUGUUUUUUUUUGUAAAAGGUCUGUUAAAAUGUUGCAGGUCGUUAUGAUGCGAUGUGCCCAGCCAUUAACAACCAUGGCAUCUAAAAGAAGUCGUGAAGAUGAAAAAUUAGUUAAUGCCACUCUUGGAAGUGAUUCUAAAGGGAUAAUUAUUGAUACAAGAUCACAAACAGCUGCUAUGAACAGUAGAACAAAAGGUAAAUGAAAAAAGUCAUGCAUUCCGUGAUCAGCUUGCUCACCUCAUCCUUAUGCAAUUCUUGCAAAUUUUGUAAACAAGAGAGAGAGUAGUGAAAACUGCAAUGAAUGCAAAAAUUUGUCAAACUUGCAAAGAAUUGAAAAUUAUAUUUUGCAGCUGCAUGCAAACCUACAGGUACAUUUUUGUAAGUGCUCAUCCUGCUGUCACAUGUUUGACUCACUUUCAUAUUUCAACCUUAUCCAAGUGAAGUGAUUUAAAGGUCUCAUAUCAUGUUGCUUAACAUAGGUGAGAACAAAGAUGACAAUGAUUUCCACCUUAUUCUUUCUUUGUGCAAGCCUUUAAUAAAUCCAUCGCUGGCUUUCAUUCAGUUUUCAUUGUUAUAAAAACAAGUUUGAAAUGUGGAUGCUAAAAUGUUGUGAAAUGUCAGUUUAUAUGAAAUUCAUGUUAACCCAUAUAAAGUCAAUAUAUACUGCAUAUUAAUUAGUGUUAUUUUAUUCCAUGUAAAGUUAACACUAGCUCCAUUAAAUAUGGUUCCGUGUGUAGAUAAUCAGUAUUUGUGUGGUGUUUUUGUAUGACAUCAAUUUGAACUAGUCUUAUUUGCUUUCAAUCUAUGUAGGUGGAGGUGUUGAACCAGAAUCACAUUAUCCUCAGUGGAAAAGAGAAUAUCAAAAUAUUGAACGAUAUACAGCACUUAAUGAUAGUAUUGCAAAACUAGCAGAAGGUACAUGUAUAACAUACAGUAUAUCUUUUUUACAAUGAUUUGCAAAGGCUUAUGCCGUUGCAUGAAUUUAUUGCUUACAAAAAAAAAUAUUAUCCUGCAUGCUGUGUGAAGAUACAAAUCAAUAGUAACCAAAUUAUAAACAAAAAAUCCUUUCAGGGUGCAAAGAAAAUCGUUUUUACAACUUGCCAUUCGGGCAAGCUGAAGGUAGCAUUUACUAGCCCAGACAUCAUUUUAACUAGCCCCAAAACUUUUUGACGAGCAAAAAUGAUUUCACAGUUCUUCUGCUAUUCCAGUUCCUCAAAAAACAUCACUUGCCCAUUGGGCAAACAGAAUUCACUAGCCCGAUAGCAAAUCUACAAGCCCCAGGCUAUCGGACAGUACUUUCUUUUGCCCGUUGCCUUUACAUUCCCCUUAAAGAAAUAAGUAUGCAUGCAAGCCCCAAAUUUUUCACGGUCAUAUGUUUUGUGACUGUGGAUAUUUGAUAACUUCCUAAAGUUAGUGACAUUGCUCUUAUUUACAUCAAUUUUAUUCUUUUUGUCUAUACAGCAAGUCUAGAUCCCAAGCUAAGCAUGACCUCAUGGCUGUCUAAACUGGAGUCAAGUUCAUGGCUUGAUUAUGUUCAAAGCAUUUUAUCCACAGCUUGUCAUGUUGCUAAAUGUUUGGACAAAAACGGUAACAGCGCAUUUUACAGUAUGAUAAUUUUACAACCAAGAGAAAGUAUUUUACAGUGUAUAGUAUAAUAUUUGUGAAGGGGACUGCACAGCUGUACUUCAUUGGGUCAUAAAAAACUUAUGUUUGAUUUUCUUUCUUCAGUUAGCAAAUGACAAAAAAGAAAAUUUUCAACUAUAAUAAACAGAAAAAAGAUUUUUAUGUUAGCACCAAGAGUGCCAAUGUGGGAAGCUAUUGUAUUAGUUUCUUGCAUUAAUACCUAGCAUAUAUUUUGCACUAAUGCUUUAUUAUGGAAUAGUCGCCCUCACUUAAUGAGUAAAAUUAAUAUUAUUGUACAUGAGGUUUUUUUUAUGGUUAUUAUCUUUGCAAGGUUCUAAAUUUAUAUUAUCUGUGUUAGGAACAACUGUCUUAGUUCAUGGUGAUGCUGGUACAGAUGCCACCUUACAAGUCACAUCUUUAGUGCAGAUUUUGUUAGAUCCUGUUUGCAGGACAAUUAAAGGGUAAGAAUUAUCUGUCAGAUUUUAACUAUAUUGCGCAUUAUGAUUUCUGUUUGGUGUACAGUUGAUACCUGUCUAAAUUCUUCUCUCGUAAAGUGCACUGAUCAUUGCUAAGCCUGACUUGUGUCCAGUCAACUCUCAGUCAAAGAAAAAAGAGGGGGGUCUCUCCCUUUUGUUUUCCUCCUUCCCAUCACCCCUUGCACUCCCAUCAGUCACUCUUCUCGCUUUCCUUCCUCCACGUGCGAUCCAAAUAGAGGAGACUCGGGACAAGUCAGAUUGCUAAGCUGUGUGCUGCAGAUUUUCUUUCUGUUUUUUGUAUGUCACUCAACAGUAAGUUUAAAAUAUUUGUAAUGGAGAAGGCCAACCUCGUUCCCAGGGUUCUCUCCUACCCGCCCCCAUGGAGCGGGUAGGAGAGAACCCUGGGAACGAGGUUGGGAGAAGGCCAGUGCUAGUUCCGGAUUCAAUUAAAUAAAACUUUUUCAAGUGUGAUUUCAAAGUGUGGCUGUUGUUUUCAAUCUCUAAAACAAUAGCUACACUAAAGGUAGGAUUUAAAAGUUUUAAUGAAUUAACGGCUGGGAGUGAGAGCUGAUUGUAAGAAAGCAUUUCUUUGUACUCUGAAAGUUACCCAUGUAUAAACCUUAAUGAGAAUUUCACUUUUAAUCAAAACUCUCCAGCCAGAUCACUCAAAUCCUAAAUUAGUAUGCCCCAAGGAGAUGGUUUUUCAGCAAAAACUCUUGGAAAAAGCUUAUUUCAUUGUCAAAAUGAUUGGUCCGGUAAUUGUCUGGCCGGCCAGUUCUGACUUUUGGAAAGCACUUCAUCCUACCACGGCGCAUGCUACUUGCUGCCUAGUUGUGGGCUCCAAGCGCUUCGUUUCACGGGGAAAAUCAAAUAUUAUUCAUUCACUAUUGACAGAUUUGAGGGUCUAAUUGAUAGAGAAUGGUUACGUGGUGGCCAUCCGUUUACUGAGCGCUGUAUUAAAGUAGGUGUAUCUCCAGUUCGCUACAAAGGCCAGGGUGCAGUGUUCCUUCUGUUCCUAGACUGUGUGUGGCAGGUUAGUGUUGAGAACAAAAACCAUGAAACAAUACCAAGCAGAUUUUUCCCUGAACAGGAAAUAAAGGCGUCUUUUGAUUUCCGUCAUCUGAGUCUGGUACACGAAGUUUUGACCGCCUUUUCUGAGUCGCCACUAAAGGCCUCUUUUUGAAAACGAUCCAGUAAGAGCGAAGUCUUUCUACAAAAAUAAUCUUUAGUUAUUACGCAAAUAAAACUCCCUUAAGUAAUAAGUGAUGCACUUAGCCUCUUUUUGAAAGUGAAGGUUUUGAAAAUUCGGCAUAUUUGCAGCCGUAAAGAAAAUUAAAACCUGACGUUAUGAGUGCUUUUCUUCCGUCUCAGCGAAGACGAAGGACUUUGAUGAAGGCUUGGUGCCCAAAACGUCAAUUUGUGAUAAUCUCUGUGAUGGCAAUUUUUUUCUUUAGUUAGGUUGAUAAAGCCAGUGAUUUGUGUAUUCCAUACGUGUAUACAUGUAGCAAGCUCAGUACUGGUAAAAGGUUACAGUCGCGUCAAUAUCAAAUACAUAUCCCUCAAGGCACACUGGGCAGUGGCUUCGUCAUAGUUGAUAAAGCCAGUGAUUUGUGUAUUCCAUACGUGUAUACAUGUAGCAAGCUCAGUACUGGUAAAAGGUUACAGUCGCGUCAAUAUCAAAUACAUAUCCCUCAAGGCACACUGGGCAGUGGCUUCGUCAUUUAAUGUUUUUCAUUUUUGUCAACAGAUAUACCAACAGUUCCCAUGCUCAUUUGAGUUUAAUGAUCGUUUUCUCAUAACUUUGUUCGAGCAUGCGUACUCUUCCCAAUUCGGUAAGAUAUCUGUGGACUUUCCUGCUUAUGUAGUAUUCGUAGAAUUUUUGUGUUUAGAAACAGCUGUUUUCGUCUGUGGCCUUGCACCCCUAACAUGGAACUGAGGAUUCUUUUCUUAGAAAGUCUACAUGAAAUCCGGCAUUUUCUUCGUACACUAAAACGUUAUACUGAAAGUUUUUUUAAGUGCCAGCCGUCCCGUCCAGGGAGGGCUCCGCAGUAUUCCCAGUGCCGGCUGUUCAAAACUUGGAUAUCGCUAUACACCGGAUAAAUCACUGUCAAUUGGAUAGCGCAUGCAAUUGGUUUCCCUAAUACUUAUCCAUUGGAUAGUGAUUUAUCCGGCGGAUAGCGCCAUCCACCUUUUAACAACUGGGGCCUGGAAUGUACAUUCUAAAGGCCGAUUUACACGGUACAAUUUUUUCGCGUGCGAUGUGUUUAUGAUAGACCUACAACCCAAAUCGUACCCAGUAAAUCAAAGUUGCGAUAGUCGCAAGUCUGUUGCAAGUAAGAUUUUCACGAUACAACCCGUGUCGUAUAGGAUUAUCGUAAGAACAUAGCUUGCGAAGAAGUUGUGCCGUGUAAUCAAUGCUUAAACAUUGCACAGUUGGUCAUUUCUAUUUUUCUCCUUUUCAGGCACCUUUCUUUGUAAUAACGAAUGCGAGCGUGUAGCAGCUAAACUUAAAACAAUGACAGUGUCUCUGUGGUGAGGCUUGUGCAAUUUUAUUUUUAAAUACUACUGAAUGUAGCUAAUGUUUUCUUUUCUAUUAAUGAAGUUUUUACAAAUCUCACUUUUCAGGUCAUAUCUAAAUCAAGCAGAUAUCCUUAAACCGCUGUUAAAUCCAAUGUAUGAACCAAACAGCUCUGUUCUCUGGCCUUCUGUGGCAUCGCAAAGUCUUGUAAGUUCAUAAAGAACCUCGCUUCUACUUGCCAUGUGGCUGAAGAUGAUUUUUGGGGAAAAAGUUUGGAAAUUACCGGCGCCUAUUUACGAAUUUCCCACAGGUCGCUAUUUAAAAUUUUUGUGACUUCAUUUGUGGUGGUGUGAAGAAUUUGAUCUUUAACAACCGCUGCCCCAAACUUUCGUCGUCGAAUUUUAAAAAGGAUGACGCAAAUUUUGUGACAUUUCUAAAAUAAGGAAACGGACGGUUUUUAUUAUUUCAUGGAUGCGUUUAAUGGCUGUACAUAACAUUCUGAUGUUGUUACCUUGUCCUUGUAGGUAUUGUGGCCAAGCUUGUUUCUUAAAUGGAAAGAAUCUAACAAGAAUGAGGAUAUUUUAUGGGAAGAAGUGCGCAGAAUACAGGAAAUAAAUACGGAUUUAAAAAGUAAAGCUAUAUCUCUUAGAAGGUAAAGGAAGACAUCUCAGUCCUAUAGGGUGCAAGGAAAGCAGUUUCAAAUAAGUACAGUUGAGGCUCUUGUAGGUUUCCCUAACUGGAGUUGAUCCCGGGCUCCGAUCUUUAAUCGCCCUUAAGUGUAUUCACCAGUAAUCGUCGUAUGCGCUCCCCUCCGUGCAAAUCUUCUAGAAAAUGGCCCCGGGGAAUUCCCUUACACUUUUUGUGCCAAACAUGACCUCGCGUUAGUCCCCGUGGGAACGAAAAUUACCUCCUAAAUACGUUGAAAACACUUUUAGGCUAUCCAGAAUAGUUUUGAAUCUCUAGAAAUGCAUUCUAAGGGAGGCAAAAAAACUUGGUUUCUGUUCGGUCAUUGUAAGGGAAUUUUAGUCUUUUCGAAAUUACAAGCAGGGGCACCCAACGGGAAAUUUUGAGAAAAAGACCUAAAAACAACAACAAAGCAUUAAUAAAGCUUUCGAAGCCAUUUUAAGCAUUUUGGGAGAUGGCUGGGAAAAAUUAUCUGUUCCUCACUCUCAGUAAGACUUGUGGAAGAGUUUCCAGCCAGCAAGAUGUACCUACCACCUGCAACCUGACUUACGGGAAAGAUUCUCAGCAGACGUUUGUCCAGACAUUAAUGGCCAGUUUGGGUGUGGUCAUAGGGCAAUAUUCAGACCUUCAGUGGGGGAGGGGAGCAUUGCGGUUGGACAAUGGGUGUGGGGGGGGGGGGGGGGAGGUUUCUGUCAAAUAACACAUAGCAGCUAUUCUAGACGUCAAAUACCCUCAGAUACCCCGAAUAUUCUUUUUCCCAGGAACAGUUUCCUUCCAAGGACAUUUCAUUACUUCCACAUCUCCCAACCAGCAAAAAAUUGCCAGAAGAACAGAUAUUUUGAGUAACAAAUCCAUUGGGUGUCCCUGUACAAGGGCUUCAGUAUUAUUUUCUCGAAGAGUUUAGUCACAAUUUAGCGUUUUACGAAUGUGAGAAUUUUUCUGGAAUGGUAUGGAACGGUCAAUAGAAAAGUUUAGGCAAUAUCUGCUCCUCCGGACACAAAUUUUACAGAAAACAGUCGUCGGGUGGCCCUGCUCAAUCCGGAUUUUGUCUACGGAGAUGACUGUGCGUAUGAGGUGUCCGUUAUGAAGAAAGGUUUAAUUUCCAAAGAAACUGCAGUGUUUUGUCGGUGGGGGAGUGGGAAGAUUGAAGCCGUUCUUCUGAGCGAGUCUCGCGAAUCUCUGAUGAAGGGCAAGCGCUCGAAAGUUAGCCUGUGAAACUGGCGGUUAGUUUAACGAUGAGCGGCGAAGCCAAAAAAAAUACGUUUCCUCCGGCGGCCAAUCUAAGUUAUUUUCUCAACUCAACACCAGCCAAAUCUUUGUCCGUUAUGUAAGCUUUACCUGUAGUUAGUUUUUCUUUUUUUUCCGAGAAGAUUGGAAGUCAAAUGUUGAUUUCCUUGCCUGGGGAAAACGUCACUAUCCCUAUAAAAUCUUAUGUUAUUUUGUUCUCUCAGGGAAUACGCCGAACUACAGGCCAAAGUAUUUGAAGAAAGACGAAAAUGGCAAGAAGAACAAGACCAGAGAGAAAAACAACGAACUUGAAACUGAAGUUGUGUCAAGAUUAUUUCACUUUGUUUAUAGGAAUUAUUUCUUCUUUGCCGGCAGUAGUCAUUACAGAUUCUGCGUUAGUUAAGUGCGGCGGUUACCAUUUUUAUAACAGUGGGGUAGAAAACAGUCUCUUUACUUAAGCGAGAGUUUAUGUCAGAGCGGAGAGCGGAUACAGCUAGGAUCUAACCUCUACGUAUUGAUCAUAGUAGUGUCGCAUGUUAUCUUCUACGCAGCCGUUAUUUCGGUAGUCAGGAGUAUUAUGUGGCAACCCAAAUAUCACACAGCUUGGGAAAAGACGUAGUAUGAGUAGUACAAUGGAUCUUAUUUUUGAUAUGGCUAUAAUCAUACCGGCGCUAUUUUAAGGUGUUAGAAAAUAUAAAAUUGCAUUUUAAAGAUAGUUACUUUAGCGUCGAAACGAACUUAGCAUGUACCAAAUCAAUUGCAAACUGAGUGAGAACAUAAGACCACGUGGGCAUUAGACCACGUUUUCUGUAGAUAUUUUUCUAUACGACAAGUACAGACUGAAAUUUACUAUGCAAUGUGUGAACUGCGAUCUCAAAAAUAUGCUCGCUGAGUAAAUGGAUUCCACUGAACAAACAAAACUCUGUCUCUUUAUAUUCCGGGGUUUCACCGCCAUGCCAAAAGAAAAGACUACUAUUUGAGAAAUCAGCUGUGCUCAUGUAAGUUAACUUGAACAAAAAAUAAAAUUAAUUUCGAGACACACGCAAAUCGUUAUUGCUGAUAACGCACGUUGUUUAACUGAGCGCGAAGCGGGAGACCCAGCCUGGCGCAAAGCGCGAGACUGGAGGAGGGGAGGGGGCGGGGGUGUUGUGCUUUAUUUACAAG
Porites evermanni is the source of this 11387-nucleotide messenger RNA. NCBI's taxonomy places the organism in Eukaryota, Metazoa, Cnidaria, Anthozoa, Scleractinia, Poritidae. The record is from the annotation of a GenBank genome assembly.